Messenger RNA from Amyelois transitella, 1569 nucleotides. RefSeq names its product sulfotransferase 1C4-like. The record is from RefSeq and is a predicted model, not a curated record. The transcript is spliced from 7 exons. Gene Ontology annotation, molecular function: sulfotransferase activity. Gene Ontology annotation, cellular component: cytoplasm. Gene Ontology annotation, biological process: sulfation. Bases 234 to 1268 code for a protein of 344 amino acids. NCBI's taxonomy places the organism in Eukaryota, Metazoa, Arthropoda, Insecta, Lepidoptera, Pyralidae.
UACAGUUACAAAUCUUCGAUCGUGUGUUUACUAAAUAUGAUUUAUCUAAAGGAAAACCAAUGAAAUCGUUUCAAGCAAAAUAAGUUAUUUUACUAUGCGGAACACAUCAAAUUCAGUCACAACUCUAAUUAAUAUGUUCUCCAUCUGAACAGUGUUUAUCAAUAUUUUUUUAGUAAGUGAACAUUGCCCUGCGAAGCAGUAUAGGAAAAUAUUUAUAAAAAAUUAAAAAUAUAAUGGGUACUAAAGGUGAGGAAAGUUUUCCUCUAGAAAUACGGCGAUUAAAUGAAAAGGAGCAAGCUGAAGUGUCGAAAGACAUAGAAGGAGGUUUUAUGAAGCACUGCUUUCGUGUCGGUCCGCAAGGUUAUUUCUUUUCGGAUCCCUUUGAACCCCUCAUUCCACAAAUAUACAACUUGGAGCUUCGAGCUGACGAUGUCUUUAUUGCAACUUUCCCAAAGGCAGGCACAACCUGGACCCAAGAAUUGGUGUGGUUGGUUGCCAACGAAUUGGAUUACGACACCGCCAAAAGAGUCCCUCUCACGGUGCGAUGCCCAUUUUUAGAAUUUUCAGUAUUUUCCCACAACGAUGUCGGACAGGCUCUGAUAAAACAAGCAUGCGAAGUAGAUAAAACUAAAUAUGAAAUUGCCAAAAAUUUAAAGAAAAAUGGUAUCGAAGUGGCUAAUGAAUUGCCGUCUCCGAGAUUUAUAAAGACUCAUCAACCCUUCUCGUUGCUUCCUCCAGACCUUCUCGAGAAGACCAAGGUGGUGUAUACUGCCAGGGACCCGAGAGAUGUCGUAGUCUCAUACUAUCAUCAUCAGAAAUUCAUGCCGAUUUACGGUUACAAGGGAGAGUUCAAAGAUUUUUGGAAACUAUUUAAAAAAGAUAUGCUUGACUGGACACCAUUUUUCUCGCAUUUUAGAGAGGCAUGGGAAUUGAGAAAUCAUCCUAAUUUGUUGUUCCUGUUCUAUGAAGAACUUUCAAAGGACAUGCCUGGUGUCAUUCGCCGUGUGGCCAAGUUUCUGGGCAAGACUGUGACAGAAGAACAGAUUAGCGGGCUUUGUGAACAUCUCAAAUUCGAGAAUUUCAGAAAGAACAAGUCUGUCAAUUAUGAGGUCCUAGGAGAACUGGGAUUUAUCAAAAAGGGGGAGCAUUUUGUUAGAAAAGGUAAAACAGGUGGUUGGCGGGAAUAUUUCGACGAAGAGAUGACAAAGGAAGCCGAAGAAUGGAUGGAGGAGGGGCUGAAGGGAAUCGAUUUCAAAUUUAAAUUCUAGAAAGCUUGUCAACUUGUUUUUUUAAUACUUUCAAUAUAUGAAUUAUCUGUAUCCUAAUAAAAAGUAAAAUAACUGAAAAACAAAAAAAAAAUUAAAAAUAAGAACCUACGAAAGUCUCAUUUCUCCACUCAGCUGUCUGGCAUGGUGGUCCUUAAAACAAUAUUAAACCUGUGAAAGGUUUAAUAUCGUUUUAAUUACAAACAACCCAUUCUUUUUAAGCUUAAAUAAUAUUGUUAUAUCAAUUCCUACAAUGGUUUUUAUUUCAAUAAAUUUAUUUUUACUUUGGUUUUUUUCAAAAUUA